Molecule: messenger RNA, 2451 nt
Organism: Aspergillus wentii DTO 134E9
Lineage: Eukaryota; Fungi; Ascomycota; Eurotiomycetes; Eurotiales; Aspergillaceae
Exons: 8
Coding region: 1-2451 (816 amino acids)
Molecular function (GO): iron ion binding; 2 iron, 2 sulfur cluster binding; FAD binding
Source: RefSeq, a predicted model, not a curated record
AUGGCUCCUAUUACUAUCAAGCAACAAGAAUUACGCGAGGAUUCAUGCAAACUACAGAUCCUCAUCGUCGGCGCUGGUCUGGCUGGCCUCGGAACCGCCAUCAGCUGCGCUCUCGCCGGCCACAAUAUCCAUGUCCUCGAAGCCGCACACGAAAUCAAAGAAGUCGGCGCAGGCAUCCAAGUGCUCCCGAAUAGUUCACGAGUUCUCCAACAGUGGGGUCUGGAGGGGGCAUUGACUCCAUUCAUGACAUACCCCCGCGUGUGCAAUUUCAUCGGAUGGAAGGGCAACUACAUUUCCCAUUUGGAUUUUCACGAAUCCGAAAAACAAUAUCCAGGAACCUGGUAUCGCGAUUUCCAUCGGGCGGAUCUGCAGCAAUGUCUGGUUAACAGGGCGGUUGAGUUGGGAGUGCAGAUUACUUGCAAUGCGCGGAUUGCAGAUGUACAAGUCAGUCAGGAUGCAGCAACGGCAACAGCCAUCGCAGGAGACGGCAGACAGUGGACAGGCGAUCUGGUCAUCGGAGCAGAUGGAGUAUUUGGGAAACUGACGGAAUCGCUGCUGGGACGAAGUGAUCCUCCAAUCAAGACAGGCGAUCUGGCAUAUCGACUGCUGCUGUCGACAGAGGAGAUGCUCAAGGAUCCGGAAUUGGCGCCGUUGGUGACGGAUCCGCAGGUGAAUUACUGGUUGGGGCCAGAUGCUCAUGCUGUCAACUAUGUUCUCCGUGGAGGCAAACUGUUCAACAUGGUGCUUCUCGUGCCAGACGAUAUCCCAGAGGAAUCUCUGGCAUCGACCAUUGAAGGAAAUGUCGAGGAAAUGUGUGCUUUAUUCGACGGUUGGGAUCCAAGAAUUGAAAAACUCUUGAAGCUCUGCCAAUCCGUCCAUAAAUGGCGGUUAUGCAUUCGAUUUGGCGACUACAACUGGACGCAUCCUUCUGGAGCAUGGGUGAUGCUGGGCGAUGCUGUCCAUGCCACUCUUCCCUAUCUUGCAUCUGGUGCUGGUAUGGCUUUCGAAGACGGCGCUGUCCUAGGCGAAUGUCUCGCUCGUCUUCCCAAUAGCAGGAAUAUCUCCAAAACAUCACCAGAGUUCCUCGACAGCAAACGACAUGCUCUAUCUGUCUUUGAAGAAUGUCGCAAACAACGCACGAAAAUGCUGGUGGAAAGAGGCAAUCUCCAACAAUAUCUCUAUCAUCUCCACGAUGGACCAGAGCAGGAAGAGCGAGAUCGCAAGAUGCAGAUGGUGCCCACUCCAGAAGGAGAGGCAUUGGCCUGGAGAGAUCCUGGAUUGGCGCCCAAAUUGCUGGGAUAUGACCACAUCGCCCAUCUGGAACGUCGUGCCAUCUUCUCCAAGCGAUGGAUCCUCCUCACUCACUCUCUCCGCUUCACAAAACCAGGCGACUAUCUCUCCUUCACCGUCGCCAAUAUCUCCUUCUUCCUCGUCCGUGAUCGCGACGGCAACAUCAACGCCUUCCACAACGUCUGUCGACACCGCGCAUACCCCGUCGUUCAGUCUCGCGAAGGAACAGCCUCAAUCCUCAGCUGCAAAUACCAUGGCUGGUCGUACGGCUUCAAAGGCAAUCUGUCCAAAGCACCGCGCUUCGAAACAGUGCCCGACUUUGACAAAUCCCAACACAGCCUCCUCCCUAUCCACGUACACAUCGACAAAGCCGGCUUCGUCUGGGUAAAUCUCCAAGCUGGCGAGCCAGAUGUCAAGUGGGAUGAUGACUUUUAUGGUGUGGACGAAAAGCCACGCAUGCAAGAGUUUGAUUUUGCCGAGGAAUUCACCUAUGACCAUUACUGGGAGAUGGACGUCAAUGCGAACUGGAAAGGGCUGGUGGAUAAUUACAACGAGUGCUACCAUUGUCCGACUUCGCAUCCUCUCAUUGCGGGUGUCUCUGAUCUGACUCGAUAUCGCGUUGACCCGAAAGACGGACACAUGGAGCAUCACAUUUUCAAUAAAGCGCAGAGUGAUCAGCAGUUUCGGCGGGUGAUUACUUUCUUCUACCCAACUACAUCGGUGACAGUCACGGAUAACUUCUUCUACAUCCAACGCAUGAUCCCCGUCACGGCAACCACCAGCAAGAUUGAAAAUGAAGUCUUUCGACACAAGAAUGCCACUGAUGAGGAAUUUGCCAAUAUCAACGCUUUCUACCAUCAGGUUUUAGAAGAAGAUAGGGAUCUCUGCGAAGGAUCUCAGGAAAAUCUGGGGACUGGUAUCUUUGUCAAUGGCGAACUUCAUCCCAGCAAAGAAAGCGGCCCUAUUCAUUUCCAAAAUACCGUCCGCAGUCAGGUUAUGGAACACAGGAAGAAAGAAGAGAAACAAGGAGGACGAGAAAUCUGGCCUAUUAUUCCCAAAGUGGUUGGAGAAAUGGCGACAAGUAAACUAAGCGAAGAGGAACAGUUUUGUUCGAAACUUGAAGCUGCCAGUUGUAUGGCACGACCAGAAUUAGCAUGGUAG